This is a messenger RNA of Parnassius apollo (apollo), 234 nucleotides long. The record is from the annotation of a GenBank genome assembly. Lineage: Eukaryota; Metazoa; Arthropoda; Insecta; Lepidoptera; Papilionidae.
AUGUCUUUUUCUCCAAAAGUGCAAAUUGCAAAAAACGUAAGUUAUCAACAAGACAGGUCGGCGAGCGAGGAAAGCCGUCCCUACGUCGACCCUGCAUACCCCGCAAGCGACAACAUUACGCGACGCGUGAGAUCAACACCGCACUUAUACCCCGCGUGGAAGACUCUAUUGCACAACGUUCGCCACGAGAAUGAAAGACGAGCACCCGACUGGCGGAAAGCGUUCAAGAAGUAA